Molecule: messenger RNA, 3847 nt
Organism: Girardinichthys multiradiatus
Lineage: Eukaryota; Metazoa; Chordata; Actinopteri; Cyprinodontiformes; Goodeidae
Gene: fgfr1a
Product: fibroblast growth factor receptor 1a
Exons: 18
Coding region: 339-2840 (833 amino acids)
Biological process (GO): positive regulation of cell population proliferation; fibroblast growth factor receptor signaling pathway; positive regulation of cell differentiation
Cellular component (GO): membrane; signaling receptor complex
Molecular function (GO): ATP binding; fibroblast growth factor receptor activity; fibroblast growth factor binding
Source: RefSeq, a predicted model, not a curated record
AUGCAUACGCUCAGAUUUAAGAGGGGGAGGUUUGCAGCUGCCCGGGACUCGCUCGUUGUGGAGUAGCAUUUAUCUGCCAGGAAUGGUGAAAAAUGUUCAUCAAGACUGAUUUAAGCACCAGUUUUCUUGUGAACAGAGCGACACAGAGCGGUCCUUUCUUCCAGGGUGUUUCGUCGGCUUGAGUUGGUGAAGUUUAAGACGCAGUUUCCUACAAGUAAGGAGCGUAGAUUUCAUCGCGUGCGAGACGUGUUGGGAUAAAGGGACUACAGAAAACUGCUCUGGCUUAGUUUCUUCGGACCUGAUUAGCUUAGUGUUGUGCUGUGAAUGACGUGCAGCUAAUGCCCCAGGCAUCUGAAUGGAGUUUCAGUCGUGGAAAAGCCAACAGUUGUAGCUCCCUCAGCAGGAUGCUGAUGAGGCCAAGUGUACUUCUGUUUCUGACUUUCUUCACCCAGGUUUUAAGGACCCAUUGUCGGCCUGCUAACACAGAUGAAGUCACUGUGGAAGCAGAGCUGUUCACCCUGUAUCCUGGGAAGCGCUUGGAUUUGAGUUGCUCUCCCAAGGACUCGCCCCACACCGUUAACUGGACAAAAGACCAUGUUGCUGUUGUGGACGGAGAACACACACGCAUUCGCAACGGCCAGCUGGAGAUUGAGGCGGUGGAGCCGACCGACUCUGGCUUAUAUGCGUGCACCACCUUUGGCAACCACAGUCUCUACUUCAACGUCACAGUUGAUGCUUUGGCCUCAUCUGAAGAUGAUGAUGAUGAGGAAGAAUCUUCAUCAGAGGAAAAUAAACUGUUGACCAGUGAAAAGCUGAUGCCAAUGGCCCCACAAUGGGCUCACCCAGAGAAAAUGGAGAAAAAGCUUCACGCUGUUCCAGCCAGUAAGACCGUGAAGUUUCGAUGCCAGGCAAGCGGCAACCCAAUUCCCAUUCUGAAAUGGUUCAAGAAUGGGAAGGAGUUCAAAAGAGACCAUCGCAUUGGAGGCUUCAAGCUCCGGGACCAUGUGUGGACCAUCAUCAUGGAGUCUGUAGUUCCCUCUGAUAAAGGAAACUAUACGUGUGUGGUGGAAAACCAGUAUGGCAGCAUCAAUCACACCUAUCAGCUGGAUGUAGUUGAACGCUCUCCCCACAGGCCAAUCCUGCAGGCUGGCUUGCCAGCCAAUCGCACUGCAGUGGUAGGCAGCGACGUGGAGUUUGAGUGCAAAGUGUUUAGCGAUCCUCAGCCUCACAUUCAGUGGCUGAAACAUAUUGAGGUGAACGGAAGCCGUGUUGGACCUGAUGGUUUACCCUUUGUUCGUGUCCUGAAGCAUUCGGGGGUCAAUAGCUCGGACGCUCAGGUGCUCACCCUCUACAAUGUGACUGAGGAGGAGAGCGGAGAGUAUAUAUGUAAAGUGUCCAAUUAUAUAGGAGAAGCCAAUCAGUCGGCCUGGCUGACUGUCAUCAAAUAUGACCCUGCAGCUGUCACACCGUACCCCCCAGCCAGCAGCACCUACUUGGAGGUGGUAAUCUACUGUGUGGGCUUCUUUCUAAUCGCCAUCAUGAUCACCAUUGUCAUUAUCCUCAAGAUUCGGGCCUCCUCAAAGAAGAGUGACUUCAACGGUCAGCUGGCUGUCCACAAGCUGGCCAAAAGCAUUCCUCUGCGCAGACAGGUAACAGUGUCUGUGGACUCGAGUUCCUCCAUCCACUCUGGAGUGAUGCUAGUUCGUCCCUCCCGCCUCUCCUCCAGUGGGACUCCAAUGCUGUCAGGAGUAUCUGAAUAUGAGCUACCACAGGAUCCCCGCUGGGAGAUCCCCAGAGACAAACUUGUUCUUGGUAAGCCACUGGGUGAAGGCUGCUUCGGUCUGGUGAUGAUGGGGGAGGUUCUGGGUCUGGACAAAGAGAAACCAAAUCGUGUGACCAAGGUUGCAGUGAAAAUGUUGAAGCCUGAUGCUACAGAGAAAGACCUGUCAGACCUCAUUUCAGAGAUGGAGAUGAUGAAGAUCAUUGGGAAGCACAAGAACAUCAUUAAUCUGCUGGGAGCCUGCACACAGGAUGGUCCCCUGUAUGUCAUAGUUGAAUAUGCGUCCAAGGGCAACCUUAGGGAGUACUUGCGAGCCCGCCGCCCUCCGGGAAUGGAGUACUGUUACAACCCAGACCAGGUUCCUGUGGAGACCAUGUCCAUCAAAGACCUGGUGUCCUGUGCUUACCAAGUCGCUCGAGGCUUGGAGUAUUUGGCUUCCAAAAAGUGCAUCCACAGAGAUUUGGCAGCUCGCAAUGUGCUGGUGACUGAGGACAAUGUGAUGAAAAUCGCUGACUUUGGCCUCGCAAGAGAUAUCCAUCAUAUUGAUUACUAUAAGAAGACCACCAAUGGUCGUUUGCCUGUGAAGUGGAUGGCUCCCGAGGCUCUGUUUGACCGGAUAUACACACACCAAAGUGAUGUCUGGUCAUUUGGGGUUUUGCUGUGGGAGAUCUUCACCCUGGGAGGCUCUCCGUACCCUGGCGUACCAGUGGAGGAGUUGUUCAAGCUGCUGAAGGAAGGUCACCGAAUGGACAAGCCUUCAACAUGCACUCACGAGCUGUAUAUGAUGAUGAGGGACUGCUGGCAUGCUGUGCCCUCUCAGAGACCCACAUUCAAACAGCUGGUAGAGGACCUAGAUCGAUGUCUGGCCAUGACGUCCAACCAGGAAUACUUGGAGCUCUCUGUGCCUCUGGACCAAUAUUCCCCAAGCUACCCCGACACCCGGAGCUCUACCUGCUCCUCCGGCGAGGACUCGGUUUUCUCCCACGACGCAGGAGCAGAGGAGCCCUGCCUACCGAAAUUCCCUCCUCACUCUAAUGGGGCAGCCAUCAAAAAACGUUGAGAGCUCCUUUUCACUCACAGACACUGGCAUAUCCUCAGCUCCCUGCCUCAUGGGGUGGGACUUCUCCCCACACAUUCCCAGAAAUGAAGCUAAAAAAAUAUCUUGGAUCCUUCGUGAGAGAGGAGCUUUGAGGACACUGAGUUGGACCACUCGGACUGCGGGUUGCAGCCAGUUCUUGGUGGCAGUGGUGUUAUGAGGGGCACUUUUUAUUGCCAGGAGUAGUGAUUUCUUGCAGCUUCGGAAAAUGAAUGGACUCUCAAUUUUCUUUUCACUUUGGGCAUUCCACCGUUCGAUCAGGAGAACGGAAUGGACUGAUAGAGAGUUGGAUUUUUUUCGACUUUUUUGUGUUGCUCUGUAAUGGUCAUAAUUGCUUGUUUGGUCUGGUUUUUUUGGACCAAAUCCAGAAAUGUGCAACACCCUCAUUCACUCUCUUCUUGUAAAUACAGUUAGAAAAUUUAAAAUAUGAAUAUAUAUUUACAAAGUACUCUUAUUUUUAUUACCUUAAUUGAUUUAUUGUGUUUUGUACAAGGAUGUUUGAUCUGUUUUCUAAUAUAGUCCAGAGAGGGGCAGUUGUUACAUGAGCUUCUUAAAUAAUUGUUGAGGAAUAUGUGGCGAGUUUGUUUUUUUUGUUUUUUUUUAACAAUUAUGAUUCCCCUGAAUAUAUCAAUGGAAAUCUGUAACUGUAUUUCAUAGCUCAACCUUGCAGUAUAAACUAACUCGAGCUUUUGCUCGAGUUUUUUCCAGCAGAGGAAAAGAUUUCUGAAAAUCUUUUUUCUUGCUUGCAACUAUGUUUAUUGUCAAGACAAGUUACAACUGUAAAUAUUCCUGGCUGUACAUCAUGCUUUGUAAAAUCCAGAGAUCCUGCCUUUGUCAACAUCAUGCACUUCCACUGUGCCUGACUUUCAUGUGAUGAACUGUAUUACUGUAAUGUAAAUGCUUUAACAGGGGCGGAACACGUAUUGCACCGUAAAAAGGAUUACAUUAAAUAAAAUAUUAUUGUUCAACAA